Nicotiana tabacum (common tobacco) is the source of this 1109-nucleotide messenger RNA. NCBI's taxonomy places the organism in Eukaryota, Viridiplantae, Streptophyta, Magnoliopsida, Solanales, Solanaceae. The record is from RefSeq and is a predicted model, not a curated record.
AUGUCCCAUCCAGAAAAGAACCAGUGGAUGAAAGCCAUGCAAGAGGACAUGGAAUCUUUGCAGAAAAAUGGCACGUUCAAGCUGGUUGAACUUCCAAAGGGGGGAGCUAUAUCAUGGCAGUCAAGGUUGCAGAACUGUGUCGCACUCUCUACAACUGAAGCGGAAUUCGUGCAGGCUGCACCAGAUGCAGUCUUUAGCACUGCUGUGACGUCCUUGAAGCCUGAGGAUGCAUAUGAUCCAAAUCGUGUAAAAUGUGUGGUUGACAAUCUUGGUUAUGCAAUAUAUUUUUCGCGAGGGCUUAUCCCUUAUAACAAGUCAGGCAAGGUUAAUCCUCAGUUUCCUUACUUGCUGCACCUCGGGAUCCAGAGCUAUGAUACAAAGUUCCUGAAGAUAUAUCCAGAACUGACACCAACACCAUUGCAACUAGAAGAAGAUCUUGAACAGCUGAAGGUCCUUGAGAAUGGAUACAAAAUGAAGGUCAUAAAAGUUGACCAUGAGACUCAUGGCGUUGACACCCCGGAAGAUGUAGAGAAGAUAGAGCGGUUCAUGCGUGAGAGAAACUUGGCUUAGAGCAAAGAGAGUUAUUUUUUGAUAACUUAUGCGACUCCUAGAGCUAUAAAGGUGGAGUUCUUUGGUUUCCAUUUGCACUUUGAAUUAACACGUCAUUUGUCUUUCAGAGUUAUUUUUGUGAAGAAAAAGAAAUAGGAACUUACUGUAUCAACAACAACAACAUACCCAAUGUAAUCCCACAAGUGCAAUCUAGGGAGGGUAGAGGGUAGAGGGUAUGCAGCCUUACCUUGUGAAGGUAGAGAGGCUGUAUGUAUCAAUCCUGCAAAUAGUUCAUAUUUAGUUUUCUAUGAUGUGUAUGUUUCACUUAGGUAUUCAUUGCUGUGGUAAGGUUGUGUAUUCUUAUUCUUUAAUUGGUUGAAGUCUAGAUUUUGUCGACAAGCCCUCUCUGUCUAUGACCAUAGUUGAGGUCGAGGGCUGUUCCUGAAUGCUAUUUAGAGAUAAAACUUGUCGGGAUUGUUUAUUGUUGUAUCUUCCAUGAGUUUGAACAAUAUUUUCUGCUUUGUUUAGUCAUUGGAAAUAUUUGAAUGCAUUUGAGCUUA